ACUCUUGAGCUUCAAAUUGCGCUAAAAACAUCAGAUUAUAUGCUUUUGGGUCCUUUUAAAAAAUUAUAAUUGCAUUUGAUCAAAGCCAUGGCUACUAUUCCCUUGUCUAUUUUUUCACAAAACCAGAAGGAAAAAGGAAAGAAGAUUGCUCUUCACCAUGUAUUUGUUCUCCUUUCCCUCCUCGUUCUUGGGCCGGAAGGUAUUGGAAAAGGAAGAAAUGUAAGGUGAGAAAUAAGAAUAUCGAAGAAACAGACAACAUAGACAAUUUCCAUCUGUGUCUUUCCUUAUCAAAUAUCGGGUUCGGAGGACGAUAUCGGGAGUCACAACACAUUUCGGGUUUUUUGUUUUAGUUUUUUGGGGGUAGGGGGGAGGGAGGGGGGUUGCUUUACCAGGACAGAAAGGCCAAGUACAGUGUAAGCUUAACACUCAGACGGUCAGACCCCUUUCGUUUUCUUGGUCCGAAUCUCUGCGCAAAGUUAUCGGUACAAACUCCGGAUCCCACACAGACAGCACUCUUUUAAUUAACGGGUCAAGUCCCCAUAGUAUUUAGCUCCCAGGCACAGGCUGACGCAACAACGUUAACAUUCCUUUUUUAGUAAGCCGGUUGGUUCUCUGCGACAACCGUACAAAAGCCGUAAUCCCCACUCCUUAGGGUUUCCCUUUAUAGUAGCCCUUACAAACCACACACGCACGGACGCAACGCACCCACCCUCUCUCUAUGGUUCUUGGACUUUUGCUGAAAGCUGAGCGAGCUUUGAAAACUCCGAGACACGAAAUCGUCAAGUUUGAGAUGCUUAGACUUACAUCUAUGCACUACGGGAUGAAUCUGAAAAUGAGUUUUGUGGAUUACUGCUGAUUGGGAACUGUGGCCUUUUACUGCACCAGUUUGUGGCGGUUGGUGGUAGAGGUGAAUUCUAUCAGAAUCUUAUUAAGUUCAGACUCUCAAUUUUUUAUAUGGAAAAUUGAGCACUUGUUUGGAUGGUUUCGAGUGUUUCACCGCGAAAGACAAAUCCAUGAGGAGCUUUGAGGGUCUUGGGCGUAGCGGCGAGGAAAGAUAAAGGGGAAAUGAAGACUUUUCUAGCCACUGUCAAUUUAUAGGUCUCUAGGAUCCUAACUUCAGUUUCAAAUUUCGUUUUGAUCUUAAGAUGGAUUACCCCCUUUUUUCUAAAGAAAAAGGGACUGGAUUUUGGGCAUCUUCAAAAGUUCAGAUGGAGAAUUUGCUUUCAUUUGAUGGAACAAGGAACCUUAAUUCGGAGGAAAACUUCACGGAACUCAUGAAUUUUGAUACAUACGCUGGGUGGUGCAACAGCCCUGGAGCAGCCGAUCAGAUUUUCCCCUCUUUUGGAUUGUCAUCGUCUGCGUCAAUGCCUCAUGGUGCAUCAUUGGAUGCUUUGAAUUUCACAGAACAGAACACCGGUGCAUUUCCGGUGAACGAAAGUCAUGGAAAUUUCAAUCCUAUCGAGAAUUCUUUCAAUUCUGGAGAUAAAAUGAUGUUUCAACAGAUGGACACCCGGUAUGGCUUCUCAAUGGAUUCCAACGACACAAAUGACGUAGCAGCUGCACAAAAUACCCGUUCUUUUCAACAAAAUAAUAUAUUGAAUAUAGAAAAUUAUAUUAUUCCUAGGCCAUUUAGUUUGUCAGUUGAUGAGAAGAUGCUCAGGGCGUUGUCUCUGUUCAAAGAAUCAUCCGGUGGGGGCAUUUUGGCACAAGUUUGGGUUCCCAUGAGGCUCGGUGAUCAUUAUGUCUUAAGCACCAGUGAGCAACCCUAUUUGCUUGAUCAAAUGCUUGCAGGGUAUCGUGAAGUUUCAAGGUUGUUUACGUUUUCAGCAGAAAGGGGAUCUGAUUCUUUCCUUGGGCUUCCUGGUCGUGUGUUUAUUUCCAAGGUUCCAGAAUGGACUUCGAACGUCAGUUAUUACAAUAAGAUUGAGUACCUGAGAGUCGAUCAUGCAGCUAACCAUGAAGUCCGUGGAUCUAUUGCCUUGCCAGUUUUUGAUUCUCCUGCGAUGUCCUGCUGUGCUGUGUUGGAACUUGUCACUACCAAAGAGAAGCCCAAUUUUGACAAAGAGAUGGAAAUUGUUUGCAAUGCGCUCAAGGCUGUGAAUUUAUCAACUGCUGCACCUCCUCGACUUCAUCCUCAGUGUCUGUCGGUGAACCAAAGAGCUGCCUUAGCAGAGAUAAUUGAUGUCUUACGUGCUGUAUGUCAUGCACAUAGAUUGCCACUAGCUCUGACAUGGAUUCCUUGCUGCUACACUGAGAGAGCUGGUAAAGAAAUUACAGGAGUGCGGGUAAGAGAGGGUAAAACAAAUUCUAAUGAGAAAUAUAUACUUUGCAUUGAGGAGACAGCUUGCUAUGUUAAUGAUCGAAUGAUGGAAGGUUUUGUACAUGCAUGUUUGGAACAUCAUCUUGAUGAAGGGCAAGGUAUAGCUGGGAAAGCACUUCAAUCCAAUCAUCCCUUCUUCUUUCCUGAUGUGAAGACUUAUGACAUAAGUGAGUAUCCACUUGUCCAUCAUGCACGCAAGUUUGGGUUGAAUGCAGCAGUCUCGAUCAGGCUAAGGAGCACCUACACUGGUGAUGCUGAUUAUAUACUGGAGUUCUUUCUCCCUGUCAGCAUGAAGGGUAGUUUGGAGCAGCAACUCUUGUUAAACAACCUCUCAGGUACCAUGCAGAGAAUAUGUAAGAGUUUGAGGACAGUUUCUGAUACGGAAUUAGCUGGCGCAGAAAGCUCUAAUGUUGCAUGUCAGAUGGGAGCAGUCCAGAAGUUUACACCGAUGACUAAAAGAAACUCUCAAGAAAUGUCAUCAGAUAGUGAUGUGAAUUCAACCGAGAAAUUACCUGAGAAGAUACGUCAGAAAGUAUCUGAUGCAAGUAAUGAUGGAAUUGAGGCAGAUAGUCCUCAUGAACAAGUACUGUUCGCGAGAAGUGGAUCAAGAAGGCAGGAGAAAAAGAGAAAUACAGCAGAGAAAAAUGUGAGCUUAAAUGUUCUUCAGCAAUACUUCUCUGGGAGUCUUAAGGAUGCUGCAAAAAGCAUAGGCGUUUGCCCCACUACUCUCAAAAGAAUAUGCAGACAACAUGGAAUUUCAAGAUGGCCCUCCCGUAAGAUAAAUAAGGUGAACCGUUCAUUAAGGAAAAUACAGACUGUACUUGAUUCUGUUCAGGGGGUGGAGGGAGGAUUGAAGUUUGACCCAACCACUGGGGAAUUUGUUGCAUCAGGCUCCACAGCCCAGGAAUCUGAUUCACAGAAAGGUCUCCUCUUCCAUGACACAGAUAUGUGUGGCAAAAAUGCCAUGCCAGCUACCCAAAAUGCAGUUUCAGUACCUUCAACACCUGGUGUGAGUUCUCUAAUCAAGCCCGAAGUGGAUGACUGUUCUAUGGGAAACCAAGUAGGGCCCUCAAGUGAGCUCCCUAUAAAUGCUUGUGAAGGUGAACUUGAUAAACCCAGUGCCUCUUGGAUUGAUUGUAGUGAAGAUUCAAACAUAGCUGCAAUAGAUGCUGUAUCAUGCCAGCUGGCUAGCCUUGAAACUGCUCCUCUGACUUCUUCAGAAAAUGCCACCUUGGGCUCUUAUGUUGUGGAUAGAGAUGAAAAAUGGGGUCUGAAAAGGGGUAGCUUGAAAUUAGUAGAUUCUGAUUUCCACUUUGUGCCUCGAAGUUCCAUCUCCUUGGCUGCUGCCAACGAAAUGCAUACUGGAGUUGGUGGGACUGCUGGGAUUGUUGAACAUAACCAGCUUACUUCUUCAAGUUUGACAGACUCAUCAGACGGUGCUGGUUCAGUGAUGCAUGGUAGUUCAUCAGGCUCUCAGAGCUUUGAGGAGCAGAAGCAUUCUAAAGUCAAAACAAGCUGUGUUGAUGGUGGCUCCAAAAUUACUGUGAAAGCUACUUAUAGAGAAGAUACAAUCCGGUUCAAGUUUGAGCCUUCAGCUGGGUUUUUCCAACUGUAUGAAGAAGUUGCAAAGAGGUUCAAGUUACAAAACGGGACAUUCCAGCUAAAGUAUUUAGAUGAUGAAGAGGAAUGGGUGAUGCUAGAGAGCGAUUCAGAUCUUCAGGAGUGUCUUGAGAUUUUGGAUGAUAUCGGCACACGUAGUGUGAAGUUCCUAGUUCGUGAUGUGCCUUUUACUAUAAGCAGCUCUGGCAGUAGCAACUGUUACUUGAAUAGAGGAUCAUAGUAUGAGGAUAAUAGUCAACUCGGUGAGUGGUAUUUGAGUAGUCUGGAUUUUGUAGUAUUUUGAUCAAUCUCUCCACGCUCCGACGGGUGGUUCUAGUUCACAUGCAUGGAUUUCUGAGAAGGUAGGAGGCAUUCUGUAGAAAUGAGCCCGAUGUCUCAUAGAAGUUAGUGCUUUUUUCCUUACAUCUCUUGCACUGCCAAUCAUGAGAUGGGGCAUCACCGUGGGUUAAAUUUGUUGCCAUAUUUCAAAGAAACUCCUAGUCUGAAAUGUAACGAUAGAGGUCUUGUAUAUUGGGGGUUGCCCAUGUAUCUUCUUAUAUAUAGGUCUGUUGUAUAUUGGGGGUUGCCCAUGUAUCUUCUUAUAUAUAGGUCUGUAUAUGGUAGAAUUUGCAAUAAAGGUUGUAGCUUUAGGAGUGUGCAGGUAUACAGUAUACUUCUCUGCAGAGAUCUAAUCCCAGUCUGUAUAUGUUUUACAUGAGAAUUAGAUGGCUUGGAGCUGUUGAUUUUGUGUUUUAGGACAUGAGGAAGAAAAAACAUUUGACUUGUUAGCAGUUCAGCAGGUAUUUUGAUCUCAUAUGAAUGAAAUUAUGUUGUGCGUGGAUGUAUUCUUUA
Messenger RNA from Carya illinoinensis, 4771 nucleotides. RefSeq names its product protein NLP9. Gene Ontology annotation, molecular function: DNA-binding transcription factor activity; protein binding. The transcript has 7 exons. The record is from RefSeq and is a predicted model, not a curated record. Lineage: Eukaryota; Viridiplantae; Streptophyta; Magnoliopsida; Fagales; Juglandaceae. Bases 1146 to 4160 code for a protein of 1004 amino acids.